Molecule: messenger RNA, 1901 nt
Organism: Anneissia japonica
Lineage: Eukaryota; Metazoa; Echinodermata; Crinoidea; Comatulida; Comatulidae
Product: ectonucleotide pyrophosphatase/phosphodiesterase family member 5-like
Exons: 3
Coding region: 40-1305 (421 amino acids)
Source: RefSeq, a predicted model, not a curated record
UUUCUUGCCUGGAUAAUAUUCUCCAACAACUUGCCCGGGAUGGAAGUUCUACGUGUUCUUUGUCUUUCUGUUUUAUUUUUGGAGCUUGGGGCAGCAAGUGGGAACUUGGAGCAAAGGUUGAUUUUCAUAUUACUUGAUGGAUUAAGAUAUGAUUAUAUCGAUAGUGUAUAUACACCUAACAUGGACGAAAUGGCAGCACAAGGGGUAAAAGUAGACUAUCUUACCAAUGUAUUUCCAACUUUCAUACCAAGCAAGAUAUCGUUGGUUACAGGUUUGUAUCCAGAAAGCCAUGGUCUGGUCCAUAACCACAUGUACGAUAGUGUCCAUAACUCGUACGCAAUGACUGCCAACAAAAAUGAUUCCUAUUGGUGGAACUCCGGUAUCGCUGAACCUAUUUGGGUUACGGCUCGGAAACAGAAGAAAACGAGUGGAUCCAUCGAUUAUAUUGGGGGAUUUGCAGAGUUCGGUGGUGUUCGACCAAACAAGUUUACUGACAAUCCUAUAGCAGAACUUAGGUCAAAAAUUGACACAGCAAUAAAUUGGCUCAGGGGUGGAAUGGAUGUUGUAGUAGUAGAAUGGACUUACCUUGAUGUUGUAGGACAUAUGUUUGGGCCAUUGUCCACCCAAGUUGGAGACGGUAUUAAAAAAUGUGACGAAAAUAUUGGUUAUCUACGACAAAAAAUCCGAGAGUUUGGACUCGAAGACCAAGUAAAUAUCAUUAUUGCAGGUGAUCACGGAAUGACAGAGGUCUCAAAUAAUAAUGUGAUUAACCUCAGUGACAUCAUCGAUCUGGACAACACAAUAGCGUACAUCGCAGAAAGCCCAAUAGCAAUGAUCUUGCCGAAAGACGGUUUUUUGGAAACUAUGUACAUUCAACUUAAGAAUGCGCACCCAAAUAUGACCGUGUACAAGAAAGAGGAUAUUCCAGAGUAUUAUCAUUAUCGUGAUCACUAUAGGAUCCUUCCGAUAGUUGCUAUUGCUGAUCUCCCGUGGAUCAUUUUAGCGAAUGGUACCGACGUCGGCCAAAUGGCAGAUCACGGUUUUAACAAUGAGGAAAUUUCAAUGAAAUCGAUGAUGUUGGCAGAAGGUCCAGCGUUCAGAAGCAACUUCUCCGUUGAAUCUUUAAACGCAAUCGAUAUGUACGAGCUAAUGUGUAAAAUAUUACAUUUGAAGCCGGCUCCAAAUAAUGGAUCAUUAGCGAAUAUCCAAGAGAUUUUAGUUGAACCAUCGUCUGCAACUGCAUGCGGUAUUUACACACUUCUAUAUCCUAUAUUAUUCAUUUUGCUUUCACUGACUAAGAACUAAUGGAAUACUGUGCAGAGGGUGAUGUGUGGCACUCGCCCUUCGCCAGCAGGGUUGGCACCAAUGGGGAGACCUUCCCCCCUCGGGCAAAUCCUGGCGCCACCCCUCUCGACGGGAGCCACAAAGAACACCAACCAAGUUUAACGAGAUUGAACUCUAGGCUUAAAACGUCCAAUAGCAUAACCUCCACAAUAGGUAAACUUCGGACCGUAAGUCCCGUCAUCUCCUGGCAUUAAUUCCGCUCAGUGAGUUGGAAAGACAAAAAUGACCAUGUGUUUUUACUUGUAUAAAGAUUUAUUUCCGCAAUCACAAUUUUCGCACCAUUCGACCGCUCCCACUCCCCUUUCUACCGGCGAAACCAGCCUAGUACGCCCCUGUGUAACUUUGAAAGUUAGUGUGACUACGGGGAAGAAAAAUGUAAAUUGUAAAAUACAUUUUUUAUUAUUUCGUGAGCAGCCAGCUAAGUAAAUUGUUUAAGGUAACAGUAUUAUUUUGGUCUUACGUGUAUCAUUGUUCUAUCUGACUAGAUACAGUAUUAUCAAAGUCUUUAAUUAAUAUUACUGUAAUAUACAGAAUAAAUGUAGGUGCAGAAAAAAAAA